GCGCUCCCCCUCUGUGACUUAUGUAAGCAGAUCUAUCUAGGUCACGUGCUGCGCCAUGAUGCAAAAAUCGCAAGUGACGCCGCUGGGAUAUGCCAAGCGCUGGCCUUGAAAACAAACCGACGCCUCAACUUGCGCCUGCUUUCACUUUCCCCAAGAUACCAUCAAACCACCUUCUCCUCAUCUUUUCCACUGCCUCUCCUUGACACACCACGGCUCUCAAGACUGUGGUUCUGUCAUAAUCACAACAUUUCUCAUCGACCUCCCCCUCCUGACUUCGUAUCAGAGAUCCCAACAAGACCACAACAACAAUGGCGGAAGCUGCUUCGAACAUUCCAACCUUCAAACUCGUCUUGGUCGGCGAUGGCGGUACUGGAAAGACCACAUUCGUCAAGCGCCACCUGACAGGAGAGUUCGAAAAGAAAUAUAUCGCCACCCUCGGUGUCGAAGUUCAUCCUCUGGGAUUCUCAACCAACCUUGGGCCGAUCCAGUUCGAUGUGUGGGACACCGCAGGUCAAGAGAAGUUUGGUGGUCUUCGAGACGGUUACUACAUCAACGGGCAAUGUGGCAUCAUCAUGUUCGAUGUCACUUCUAGAAUCACAUACAAAAAUGUCCCCAACUGGCACCGUGAUCUCGUGCGCGUCUGCGAAAACAUUCCCAUCGUCCUCUGCGGAAACAAAGUCGAUGUGAAGGAACGCAAAGUCAAGGCCAAGACCAUCACAUUCCACCGCAAGAAAAAUCUUCAAUAUUACGACAUUUCGGCCAAAUCCAACUACAACUUCGAGAAACCCUUCCUCUGGCUGGCGCGGAAAUUGGUCGGCAACCCCCAACUCGAGUUCGUGGCUGCUCCGGCUCUUGCACCACCCGAAGUUCAGAUCGACCAGGCACAACUCGACCAAUAUCACAAGGAGAUGACUGAGGCUGCGGCGAUGCCUCUGCCUGAUGAAGAAGACCCUGAUUUGUAAACAAUGACAGCCGAUGCUCUGCGCUCGGGCUGUGAUGUUGCGAACCAGAGGAUAUCAAUGGUCUAGGAAUUGGUCUAGCGAGACGACAGAAAGAAGGUCGUGCUGUUGCCAUCAUAUGAUUAGAACGAAGGGGGACGGCUGCUGUGGACGCAUCGAGCUUCUCUGGCGGUGGCUUCCGCCUUUACGGAAGUGAUGCCGGAUGAGAAUGGUGCGGAAGUCUUGAGGGAGUGAUCCAACGCGCUUGGCAAGGAGGAAAAGACGCCAGAGCGAAGAAACGACCUUUGCCUCCUCCCAUGCGAAACGAAUGGCCCUUGCAAUCAAUCAUCUUGGGUGUGACUGCUCUUAGCUUUUUUAGACUAGCUUUAGCAUAGCGAGAUGAGAAAGAUCAUUGCUUCAACCAAAACUAAGA
Molecule: messenger RNA, 1371 nt
Organism: Cladophialophora immunda
Lineage: Eukaryota; Fungi; Ascomycota; Eurotiomycetes; Chaetothyriales; Herpotrichiellaceae
Product: GTP-binding nuclear protein GSP1/Ran
Exons: 4
Coding region: 309-962 (217 amino acids)
Biological process (GO): protein import into nucleus; ribosomal subunit export from nucleus
Cellular component (GO): nucleus; cytoplasm
Molecular function (GO): GTPase activity; GTP binding
Source: RefSeq, a predicted model, not a curated record